Carassius carassius (crucian carp) is the source of this 1174-nucleotide messenger RNA. Its product is annotated as gastrula zinc finger protein XlCGF8.2DB-like. The record is from RefSeq and is a predicted model, not a curated record. Gene Ontology annotation, biological process: regulation of transcription by RNA polymerase II. Gene Ontology annotation, cellular component: nucleus. The transcript has 2 exons. Gene Ontology annotation, molecular function: RNA polymerase II cis-regulatory region sequence-specific DNA binding; DNA-binding transcription activator activity, RNA polymerase II-specific. Lineage: Eukaryota; Metazoa; Chordata; Actinopteri; Cypriniformes; Cyprinidae. The coding region runs from base 116 to 979 and encodes 287 amino acids.
UUCAGUAAUAAAUGCUGCGAUAUAUUCAUCAGUUUACAAGUGAAGACAAGCAUCAGAUCAUCAGGAAGAGCUGAAAUCUGUAAAGACUGAGUUUAUUAAAGAGGACACAGAGAAGAUGAGCGAUCCAGAACCCGCAAGAAUCAAACACACUGAAGAUACUCAAGAACAAACAGAUUUAAAUGAAGAAAAUGAGGAGAUUGAAAAAUUGAGUGAAGUUGGGGAGAAAAAUCAUGUCAAAAGUAGAGAAAAACCUUUGAGUUGCUCUCAAACUAAACAGAAAGAUUUAAAGAAAAGCAGAGCCAAGAAAUCAUUCACCUGCACUCAGUGUGGAAAGAGUUUGUCAAGGAAAACGAGUCUUGAUGUUCACAUGAGAGUCCACACCGGAGAGAAACCAUUCACUUGUGAUCAGUGCGGGAAGAGAUUCGCACAUAAAAUCAGUCUUGAUGUUCACAUGAGAGUUCACACCGGAGAGAAACCAUUCACUUGUGAUCAGUGCGGCAAAAGUUUCACACAAUCAUCACACCUUAAGCUACACAUGAUGAUCCACACUGGAGAGAAACCACACACAUGUGAUGAGUGUGGCAAAGGUUUCACACAAUCAUCACACCUUAAGCUACACAUGAUGAUCCACACUAAAGAGAAACCACACACAUGUGAUCACUGCGGCAAAACAUUUAUGACAGCUUCACACCUGGACGAUCACCUAAGAGUUCAUACAAAGGAGAAACCACAUUCAUGUCAUUUGUGUGGAAAGAGCUUUUCACGUCUACAUCAUUUGAAAGAGCAUCAGAAAAUACAUACUGGUGUGAGAGAGUACAUGUGCUUUGUGUGUGACAAGACUUUUACUACAGCAUACGGUUUAAAACUGCACGAGAGGAUCCACACUGGAGAGAAACCUUAUGUCUGUACUGAAUGUGGGAAGUGUUUCAAUCAAUCAUCUUCUCUACACGCUCAUACAAAAAACAUUCACAGUAAGUAGAUCAUUUUCAAAUAAAGCACUUUCAGAUCUGAUGUUGUCUCCUCAACUAAUCCUCAUCAAAUGUCAUUUAUUCCAAGUGUGCUCUUUUAUCUGGGUCAUGAACGAUGCCCCAUUCACGAAUGAAUCGCUCUUUUGAGUUGAUUCUGUUCAAGGUCUUGAACAAAGAAAUUCACAAAACGGUGUGCAUUUGUUCAC